GCAGUUUUGAGGAAGCAGGCGCACUAGUGCGUUCGGCACAGUACACAGUAAACCAGUCAGACAGUUGCUUGUGGUUAUAUCCUCUAUCCGGUCGCGUUUUUAUUUACCAAAUAUCAUCAGUUUUUUUUUCAUUUUCGUCAUAAAAUAACUGACCUUUCCAUAUACUAAUAAAUGAUCAUAAUAUUCAAUUUUCUUUCUUUUUUUUUUUUUUUUUUUUUUUUUUUAGUUCAUUGCUAACAUUUGAACCUAGCGACUGGUGAAAGGUGGAAGGGUAGAAUAAAGUUCAUUUAUUUCCUCGACUUUUACGUUUACUGUCAAUUGUUGUCGAAUCCUAAUGUUUAUAAUCAAAAAGUUUCUACUACUCAUUUAAAGAUUUCAUGUUAUUUCGUGUUUUACAGUGUAAAUUGUUAUUAAUUUAUUAAAGAUGGGUGUUUAAAUCUGAAACUAAUAUUUCUGUUUAAAACUGAUGAUUUGAAAAUAAAAAAAAAAAUGUAUUGCUGUUUAAAUUUAUAAACUAUAAAAAGUUACUGUCAUACAGAGACACUUUGUAUAAUCGGCCUUAAAAAAAUGACACCACUUGUUACUUACACGAUAGUGUUUAUGGUUAAUAUUUUCUUUCAUUCGAUAGUCGAGGGGAUGGAACCAUGGAAAAAAAGCGAAAAAAAUGGAGAACAAGGAUCAGAAAUACAAUUACCGUGUAUUUUAAAAAGUCCAAAAUGUGGUGGACUUCACAGUAUUAAGUGGUACAGAGGUAGCCAGAGAAUACUCAUAUUCAGUGAAAGUGCUGGGAUAACACGUGGAAAUAAUGAUAUUGCAGCAAGAUCAACAAUGAAUUACAAUCAAAAUGCUACGAAAACAUAUCUAAAAAUAUCAGAUUUAAAACUAGAAGAUGAAGGUUUAUACAAAUGUGAAGCUACGUAUUUAGCUGUGAAUAGGGAGUGUAAUAAUGUACAACAUAUAACUCUCAAUACCACUGUACGUCCUAAAUUUUUACGGAUUACAGAAGAAGAUGAUAAUACAAAUUUAACUUCAGGGACUAUUUUAGGGCCAAUUAAUGAAGGUACAUUAAUGACUUUAAAUUGUGAAAGUGAUCAAGGAAAACCCGUACCAACUGUGGAAUGGUAUAAAGGCGAUAAGAGACUUAAAGCCAUUGGUUCAACAAAGGUCAGAGAAAAUGGGGUUGGAAUAGGAAGUAGUGUGCUACAGUUGCAAGUUGGCCGCAGCGAAUUAGGUGCUACCUUUACUUGCAAAAUCAGCAGUUUGGCACUUGCUGAGCCUCUAACUGUCGACAUCAAACUUGACGUUCACGUAAGACCACUUAAAAUGGACGUAAAAGGUGUGGUAGGACACGUAGUGAGUGGUACUAAAAUUUUACUAGAAUGUAAAGUCAGUGCCGCAAGACCACCAGCAAAUGUUACCUGGUACAACGGAACUGAUUUUCUGACCAAUGAUAAUGACAGAUUCGAAAUGUUUGAAACUAAAAUAGAUGACAAUAGUGAUGGUACAUCUGAAACAAGCAGUUAUCUUGCAUUCACAGCAUCAGAAUACGAUAAUGGUCAGACAUUUAGUUGUUUUGCUGAAAAUUCAGUCACAAGAAUUGAAGGAAUCAAACCAAUGAAAGAAGCUACAACAAUUGAAGUUUUGUAUGCUCCAAUUAUUACUAUGCGGCCAGCCAACAUUACCGUCAAUGAGACUGAAGACUUUGUCAUAAUUUGCAACUACGAAGCCAACCCUGCGGGCUUAACAUCCGUCAAGUGGUUACAAAAUGAUCAAGAGCUGGAAUUAAAUGAAGAUCACUAUGAGGGUGGUGUAACAGAACAGACAUCUCUUACGGUUAAAAAUGCAAGUGCUUCAGACAUGGGCACAUACAAAUGUGUACUUAGUAAUAGCGUUGGAGAGACAACACCUGAAAAUACUGUUGAUGUUUCUGUUCUUUAUAAACCUAUUGUUAAAGUAUUAGUAGAACCAGAAGUACCGAUAAAUGAAGCAGAUCGUUUAAAUGUAUCUCUUACAUGUUAUGCAGUAAAGGGUAAUCCAAUAAAUUUGAAUGCGGUAAGAUGGUAUUUAGACGGAGAUUUAUUAAAAGAAUUACCCGACUGUAAUAUAAAAAAUAAUUCAACAAUAACAUUAAAUAUGGACGAUACUUUAACAUUUUGCGACAUUGAUCCAAGCAAAUUACUAUUGGAGGCAGUUGGCCGUUCAUUUCAUGGAAAUUAUUCUUGUGAGGGUCGAAACGACGCUGGAUGGGGUUUAAUUUCACCAAGUACUCCAGUAAUUGUAUACUAUAAACCUGGUCCAGCUAUGAUAAGCUAUAAACCAAAACGAGUUAUAAAAGGUAGUUCAUUGAAUAUAACUUGUACUGUAACUGAUCCUGGUCGACCAGCGGUGACUGGUUACAAGUGGAUACGUGGGAUGCAUCGUCUUGCUGAUCAAGAAAAAUCAAUUCUUAGCAUUGAUUCAGUUAAUCUCAGGACCAAAGCCAAUUUUACGUGCAUCGCAUAUAAUGAAGCUGGAGACGGUGAUCCAGCUACAACUUUUAUAGACGUUGCCGCACCACCUGCAUUUAUAAAUCCACUUGCACCGUAUCAUGGUUACGUAUACAAUGCAGUGAAUGUUAGUAUCGGAUGUCGAGUUGAGUGCUCACCCAUCUGCAACGUGUCGUGGAUCAAAAACAACGAGCCAAUUAAUUUUACCGUAAUAGAUAGGUAUUAUGUGACCAAUGUAUACCAUCCAGCUGACCAAAGUACUAGCGAUUUUGAGAGUAUUCAGUCUAAUCUCACCUGGAAUUUGGAUAAAUGGCCAAAUAAACAACUUGAUCGAUUUAAAGACAAUGAUAAUUACACAUGUAUUAGUAGUGAUAAUGAUGUUGGUAAAGGAGUACAUAGUACAACUCAUUUUCAAGUUGAAUUCCCGCCAGAAAAUAUGACAAUAUCAAAAAAAAUAAUAGACGUUAUUGUUGACUUUAUACCAGAUAGUGUUAAAUGUGGGGCUGUUGCUCACCCUGAACCAACUUUUCGAUGGUACCGUCAAGGAUCUACUGAAACAAUAUCCCAAAGUCCAGUUCUUGUUUUUGAAACAAAAGUACCUAAACGUAGUAAUGGAACAUAUUUUUGUGAAGCUACUAAUCGACAUGGUACUCUUAAUAUUUCAACAUAUCUCAAUGUCCUUUAUAAGCCAGAGUGCCAAAUAAAUAAAGAGCGUAUUAAUGGUGAAGAUUAUCUGGUGUGUACAGCAGUGGGUAACCCAAAGGAGUCAAACUUUAGUUGGUCAUUGAAGAGUGACAAUGAUUCUCUUGGCCAACUUGCUGAGAUUCGCCAAGGCCAAAGUUAUCUUCUAUUGGACACUGCGGUUACAAACUUUCGUACUUAUGUCUGUAUUGCUAAUAAUUCUAUUGGAUCAUCACUUCCGUGUGAACGUGGAGUACCCGCACGCCAAGGACGUGCAGGCAAUCUUCCAUGGUGGUUUCAAUUAGAGGGUGAUCUUUUAAUAAUUGUCAUUAUAAUAAUCGUCACUGUUGUUAUUGCCAUUGUCGUUUGCUGCGUCAUUGUUUAUUUGAUAUGUCGUCGUAAACAAAUGCACGCGAAAUACAGUAAUCGCAUGGUCACAUUGGAGGAACGUCAACAUCCGGACGGUGGUCCACCGAGCCCGACAGAGUCGAUACGUUCACAUGGACGAUGCUCAUCCCUUCACUCAAACCCAGUUCCACGAUGGCCUUUAAAACCAGGAGUUUUAGUGCACAUUAAUCGCACGCAUAGCCUCAGUUCAGGAUUAAAUCCAGUUCCGCUCUCAACUUCAAAUCAUCAUAUACACACAAUACCACCAACAUUACCAUCGACAACAACAAUAACAGCAGCAGUAGCAACAACAACAACAACAACAGAAACAAUUUCUGCAACAACAGCAGAAAUAACGUCGUCACCAACCACAACUAUGAAUACAAUGAUGACUACUAAUAAAAACUAUAAAGUCGAUCGAUAUCGUACGCGAGGAGAUGAAAUAAUAGUCACUAGACGACCGAUUAAACCAUUUAGACGCGGAAAAAUUAUGACUAUUACCCAAAUGGGUAUUCCUAUACAUAAUAUUGUUCAUGAUGAAGGCAUGAUUGCACGAGCUAAUAGGUUAAAAGCAAUAUUUAGUUCACAACUAAAGGAGCCUGAUUCAUUUCCCGGUAUAUCCAGAGAAAAAACAGCUGUGACUUAUAAAAGAAUAGUACCUCGGCAACGGAUGUCGUACAACACCCCAACACUUGCUGCAUCAAAUUGCGACACCUCCGCCGAUGGCACUGACUGCGGUGGUGGUGGUGAUGUUAACAUAAACGCAAAUUCCAAUGUAUCUCGUAAGCGCAAAAAGCCGGGAGCAGAUCCUGGCCAUCAAGGGAAUAAAAAUAGUCAUAUUGAUAGUGUUUCCGAAGGGUUGCAACCAGAAUCGGAUGGCAAAACUUUUUAUGAAAAUCUUCCAUUUCACGGAAUCCAAACCCCACCAAACAAGCAGCAAAUGAACGAGUAUGAUUAUAAAGAUCAUUAUCAAAAGUAUCAACAGCAAAAACAACAAGAAAUGCAACAAUAUAAAUAUAAUCCAAGCAGCAGUAGUUGCAGUAAUAGCAGUUAUAAUAAUAAUCAACUAACAUUGCCAUUAACAAGGAGUUUAUAUAAUUCUUCGGCAGUUAAUCCUUUGCUAGUUUCAUUAAUUCAAACUAAUCUUACUAAUAAUUUAAAUAGUAGUAAUAUAAUAACUAAUAAAAAAAUACCAUCAACACUGGGACUAUCAUCAUCAGAAUUAACCCUGUCAGCAGGAGUAAAACCAUUUUGUCAAGAAAAUGAUAAAAAUAAUUAUGGUGGUAAUCGUUAUAAAAAUAAUGAUAAUCCAAUAAGCGAAAAUGAUUAUAUUAAUAGAAAUAGUAAUAGUAACAGUAAUAGUUAUAGCAAUAGUAAUAAAAUAAGUGAUAAUACUAUGUCAUUAUCGCAAUCGCUAUUCCAUGGUAAAAAAAUUGAUUUUGAUAGUUGUGAUGGUAAUUUUGAUAAUAAUUAUCAAAUACAAAAUCAACGACAAUCAUCAACAGGACAACGACGUAGUGAACGAAAAAAACAUCGUAAACACGAGCGUGCUAAUGAUCGUAGAAUAAAACACAGACGUUCAUCAGAUGGCCGUAAUAAUUUUAGUAAUAGAUCAUCAACUAAUGAUAUAACAUUAUCAAGUUUAUCAGCGUCUUGUGAAACUAGUUUUGCUCGAAUUCAGGAACUCGGUAUACCUGAAAAUUUUAAAAUAUCAUAUUUAAACUCUUAUCAACAAGAUAAUAAUACCCUUGAUAUAGACUUGCAACAAAAUAAAAAUAAAAAAUUUAAACAAAAUUCAUCAAACUACUAUUCCGAUCAAAUUAUAAAAGAUAAUAAUAAACAAAUAAAUUUUGAGAGCUCUAAAGAGCUAAUAAAUACAUCAACAACAAUAGCGACGAUGACGACAGCGACGACGACGACGACGUUGACGACAACGACAACGCCAACGAUAACAACAACAUCAACAACAACAACAACAACAACAACAACAACAACAACAACAACAACAACAACAGUAUUAGAUUCCGAAGCAGUAAAUUCAACAAUCACUGUCAAUCAAUAUACUCAGCUUGUUAAUAACUUUCGUGAUAUUGGUCAAGAAAUCGAUGUUUAAAAGGACACCCAGCGAGCGAAGAGCGAUACGUAUAUUUACUAAAGAAUGUUUCCGGUUGGAGAAUAUCUAUAUUGUGUAGGAUCCAUGCAUAACACCAUCCCAGCAGCAGCAACCGGACGCUGCAG
This is a messenger RNA of Cotesia glomerata, 5792 nucleotides long. It is a transcript of the gene nrm, whose product is annotated as hemicentin-2. Gene Ontology annotation, biological process: cell-cell adhesion. The transcript has 23 exons. Gene Ontology annotation, cellular component: cell-cell junction. NCBI's taxonomy places the organism in Eukaryota, Metazoa, Arthropoda, Insecta, Hymenoptera, Braconidae. Bases 568 to 5667 code for a protein of 1699 amino acids. The record is from RefSeq and is a predicted model, not a curated record. Gene Ontology annotation, molecular function: cell adhesion molecule binding.